UAAACCCUUCAUUACAUUAGCCGUUUUUUGUCGGUGAACGGCUGCAAUUUUUGGAAACGCAAAAAUAAUCCCGCAUGCAAUGCUUUCUCAAGCUCCUAUUUUUUGUCAAUUGGGUUAUUUUUUGUGGGGGGUCUUUAGCCCCGCCCAGAUUUCCACUGGGUCAGAGGUUGAGAUUGGCAAAAUAGGCUGGUUCCCUGGCGAACCGAUACGUUCGUGGUGGCAUUCGCUAAUGAAGCCUGGGUAAAACACGACACGUGGACGGACCACUGCAUAUGCAUGAUACUGAUGAUAGCGCCGCUGACCAAAACAAAAUUUAUUGCAGCUUAUGCAUGCAAAAACUGCGAUCAAAUUUUGCAUCAAUUCAUAAUGCAUGCGCUAUAAAUCACAGCUUCGUUCAGUUCUCAUAAUUUACGAUCACGAAUUAGUCUUGUCUCUCGCACUGCUGAGACUCUGCAGUCUGACUCUGAGUUAUUGCUUGUCAUCAUUAAUUAUCUGGCCAGAUUUCAUCAUGUCAUCUCCUUCAGUAUUUGGGGUUGCAAGUUUCUGCAUUAUCACCGGAGCAAGCAGGGGGCUGGGCCGAGAGUUGGCACUAAGCCUGGGUAGUCACCUCGGAGACAAGUCCCUGAUGGUCUUAACGGCCCGGUCAUCAGCUGAUCUGGAAGACACGAGCAAACAAGUCUCUGCCUGCUCUCCUGGGGUGACGGUGAAGACGGUUACGGGAGACCUCGGCGACGAAUCCAAAGCUGAAGACGCCAUUACUCGCAUGUUCGAGGGGGUGGAGUGCUCGCAGUACCAGCACGCAAUGCUCAUCCACAACGCCGGCUCACUUGGCGAGAUGUCCUACAUUUGCGACCUCAGCCCUGGCCUGCAGACUCUGAGGCAGUGCUUCACGUUGAAUGUGACAUCCUGCAUGGCCUUGAGCACCAAAUUCCUGAGGGUAUUCCCCAAGCGCGACGGCCAGCGCCGCACCAUGGUUCACAUCUCAUCGCUCUGUGCCAUCCAGCCGAUGAAGAGCUUGAGUCUGUAUUGCUCCACCAAGGCUGCGCGAGACAUGUUUAUGAAGACCAUGGCCAUUGAGGAUUCAGAACUCAGGGUUCUUAAUUAUUCUCCAGGGGCCCUCGACACUGCCAUGAACGAUGCGAUUGUGACACAAGCAGGAGAUUCGGAAUUGCGGGAAAAGAUGGCUGAAAAUAAAUCUACACCGUAUUUUCUGACCACGGCUGCAACCUGCAAAGUUCUCCUGAAGUUGUUGACGGAGGACACUUUUGAGUCCGGGAAGCACAUUGACUACUGGGAUGUGGAAGUGCCACCGAAAAAUUGAAUCUCAAGUGCGGCUUGGAAACGCAAGAAAACACAGGUCAUAGACUGUUUCAGAUCAUCUUUGUGUUCACGUGGUAAUCUCCGGGAAUAUUUCAUUCAAAAUAUUUCCCAUCAUGCUCAGGAUACAAUUGCAUGAUGGGACACAUUUACAAUGAAAUGCCACCAGCGAUCAUACCAUGUGACCCCAAAGAGGGCAGUAUGCAUAAAAUGGUCCAUGGCCAAUGUUAAAAACAAAAGGUGGACUUUUGAACAAAUUCCUCAGUCUAUUAUCAAUCAUUCUCCUCAUUCUUAGUAUGAUAAUCAAAGACAAAAUAGCAGCAUUUGUUUAUUUUUUUCAGAUUCUAUUUACAAAAUGUAUUUAGAUUGUAGGAAGGAUUGAUUUGAAAUCUUUUUGGUGUUAAAAAGUUGAUUUGUGUAUACCAUUUUCAAGAUUUACUCGUGAGACAUUAAACACAAAUUUCCACCAAAGUUUAAAGGGAAUAUACAACAUUUGCUUUUGCUGUAAUUUUUAGAAAUGGAUGGAUUUGAGGAGUUGGUAUUUUAUAGCAAAAACCAAGAAAACCAAUCAUACUCUAUAAAGUUUGUUCCCUGACCCCACGUAAGAUGCAACAGCAACUUAUAGGCGGGGAAUUGUAAGUUUAGGGAACCAGUCUAGCUGGCUUGUACCCGUUCAUAGGUUUGUAAGCGAUUGCAAAAAGAAAAU
Patiria miniata (bat star) is the source of this 2023-nucleotide messenger RNA. Its product is annotated as sepiapterin reductase-like. Lineage: Eukaryota; Metazoa; Echinodermata; Asteroidea; Valvatida; Asterinidae. The transcript is spliced from 2 exons. Gene Ontology annotation, molecular function: sepiapterin reductase (NADP+) activity. Gene Ontology annotation, biological process: tetrahydrobiopterin biosynthetic process. Bases 371 to 1321 code for a protein of 316 amino acids. The record is from RefSeq and is a predicted model, not a curated record.